This is a messenger RNA of Notodromas monacha, 2652 nucleotides long. The record is from the annotation of a GenBank genome assembly. NCBI's taxonomy places the organism in Eukaryota, Metazoa, Arthropoda, Ostracoda, Podocopida, Cyprididae.
CCAGGUUUAUGAGAAUCAUGUUGGACAUUUUAAACUAAAAAAAAUAACAUUUUGUUCCCUGGUUUUUUUACCUGCUGUGGAUGUAUGUUCUGUGAAUUUUCUGGUUAUCAAAUGUUUGACAAUACAUUUAUCAGAAUCAUGAAAAAUUUUAAAUGUAAAUAAGGUUGCUCUAGCAAAAUUUCAAAUUGGUGAAACAAUAAGCUGCCUAUAUUAUUUAGAAAAGGCUUGAUUAAGAUUAUUUCAAGCCAAUGAUUAAGGGCAAGUCAUUUUUGAGGUGCUGACAAUUUUCUAACAUUCCAAAAUAGGUAAGCGCUUUAUUGAAAUAACAUCAGUACUCAUUAUACAGGGAUUCAGUUGUUAUGGACCCUGGAGUCCAAAGUCAGACUUUUAGUGGAUCAUCUCCAGAAGAAAAGGGAGAUGGAGAGGCAAACACUUCUAGAGUGGCACCAAUGAACCAAAGCGAAUUCCUUGAAGUGAACAAAUACCAUGAGAAAGAUAAGACAACUUUGGGUCAGAAGGUGUCUACUGGUUGGAGCAAGUUGUGCAAUGUUGACACACUUCUAGAAAGAGUCUAUGGACUCAUGCCCAUCUUGGAAUGGCUCCCCAAAUACAGCUUCAGGAAGAACCUUGUGGGGGACACUGUUUCUGGGAUAACUGUGGCUGUCAUGCAUAUUCCUCAAGGAAUGGCGUAUGCCAUAUUGUCAGGGAUGCCAGCAGUUAAUGGACUCUACAUGGCAUUUUUUCCUGUGCUUGUGUAUGUAGUUUUCUGCACAUCCAGGCAUAACUCUCAAGGAAGUUUUGCAAUUGUUCUACUUAUGGCUGGAACACUGGCUGAACAAGUUAUUAAUGCCCAUGAAACUGGAACAAACCUGCUGGGACCAAGGAUUAUAGACUUUGACCAAUCUAAAGGAUACACACCUACACAAGCUGUGACAAUGGUGGCUUUUGGUGCAGGAAUGUGGCAAGUUCUCAUGGGAGUGCUGAAACUUGGAUCACUGUCUGUUCUAUUGUCUGAUGUUCUAGUCAGUGGCUUCACAACUGGUUCAGCAGUCCAUGUCCUCACUUCCCAGUUGAAGAACAUUUUUGGACUGAAUGUGCCAAAGGAGAGCAAGUUUCCUAAGCUUCUUAGGUCCCACUACUUUGUCAUCACUCAUCUGUUGGAAUCAAAUGUGGCAGCAAUCAUUGUAUCCACUGUUGCAAUGACAUUUCUAGCUGUGAACAAUGAUCAUCUGAAGCCAAGGUUAGCCAAGAAGUGCAGGAUUCCUUUGCCUGUUGAGCUGAUUGUGGUGGUGGUUGGAACAGCUGUUUCUUACUAUUUGGAGCUGCAUGACAAACAUGGCCUUGUCACUAUUGGAAGUUUGCCUACUGGAUUGCCUGCACCAAGUGCCCCACCUUUGGAACUCCUUCCAGAUGUGCUAGGUGGUUCUUUGGUGAUUGCUGUGGUGGCCUACACAACAAGUUAUUCCAUGGCCAGAAUCCUGGCCAUUAGACAGAACUAUGAAGUGGAUGCCAAUCAGGAGCUGUUGGCUCAAGGACUGGGGAAUAUCACAGGGGCAUUUUUCAGGUCUGGUCCAAUAGCUGCUUCACUUUCAAGAUCCUUGAUUCAACAGACUGUUGGGGGAAUGACACAGAUUGCCAGCAUUGUUUCCUGCUUGGUGCUCCUGGUGAUCUUGUUAUUUAUUGGACCCUUAUUUGAAUCCUUGCCAAAUUGUAUCCUGUCAUCAAUCAUUCUGGUGGCCCUGAAAGGGAUGUUUGUGCAAGUCUUUGAUUUCACUGCUGCUUGGAAAACAAGCAGGCUUGAUGCUGCUAUUUGGCUUUCCACAUUUUUAUCUGUUGUUGUCAUUGAUAUUGACAUUGGCUUGGGUGUGGGUGUGGGUGUUUCACUCAUCACUUUGAUCUGGAGAGGUCAAAGAGCAUAUGCCUGUGUGCUGGCUGAAAUUCCUGGAACUCCUGGAAUAUAUGUUGAUGCUGAGAGGUUUGAAACUGCUGAAGAAAUUCACAAUGUGAAGAUUUUCCAUUAUGGAGCUGGACUCCAUUUUGCAAAUUGCGACUAUUUCAAGGACACAUUGUACAAGCUAACUGGCCUUGACCCCAUCAGAUGGCAUGAGUCUAUUUUGCACAGACAGAAACUAGCCAUGAAGGCAAAGAAACUUGGCAGGCCAAGAAAUGAGAAGUUCUGCUGCCUGUCCUGCAUAUCCAGUUCUGCAGAUGAGUCUAUGGUUCAAAAGGCUGAUGAAGGGGAAUUGAGUUACAUGGACAGGAAGCUGAGAAAGCUGAGUGUCCAUGUUGACCCAACAGGGAACCAGUUGCCAUUCAGAUACCUCCUCAUUGACCUGUCUGGGGUCAGCUUUGUGGAUGCAGCUGGGAUAAACUUGCUGAAGUCUCUUGUGCAAAAUUAUGAUAGAAUCUAUGUCACUGUUGUUUUUGCAGGAGCUCAAGUGCCAGUCAUGAAGAUGUUUGAGAAGCUGGACUUUCUCAUUGAUGUACCACCACAGUAUCACUUCCCUACUGUUGGAGAUGCUGUGGACUGCUCCAGAUGGAAAUGCUUUCCUGAUAAACCUAGAAGUACCAGAGUUACUGGCAACAAUGAGGCUGUUACUAUUGAUGUUGAAUCCCUGAAGGAAGAAUAAUAAAAUCAAUUUGUGUUCAGUA